GCCGUAAACCGGAAGUACCAUUCGGCUCUGGCUGGAGCUACGUACAGCCAUGAAGAUGACAGGGGAAAAUAAUGCUGAAAAUUCAGAAAUAACAAUGGAUGAUGUCAAAAACUUAAUUCAAAGGAAAGAUGAAAUUGAAGAACAGAUAAAGGCUUAUUACGAUGUUUUGGAAGACCAAUGUGUCGGAGUUGAAGGUCCCUUGGUUGACGCAGAGGGUUUCCCUAGAGCAGAUGUUAAUUUAUACCAGAUCAGGACAGCAAGACACAGUAUUUCAUGCCUGCAGAAUGAUCACAAGGCCAUCAUGGAGGAGAUAGAAGAAGCCCUACACAAGCUGCAUGCUCGAGAGAAAGCCAAGCGGGGAGGGGACGAGGCAGGAGACCAGGAGGAGGCGAUGGAGCAACAGGUCACUCUUCCUCCUCCCUUUGCACGGGUGGAUGCUGUGACACAAGGCUCGCCUGCAUGUGGAGCUGGGCUCAGAGUUGGUGAUGAAGUCAUUGAGUUUGGUUCUGUUAACACAGAGAACUUCCAGAACCUCCAGAAUAUUGCUUCUGUGGUACAACACAGUGAAGGGAAACCAUUACGUGUCUCAGUCAUCCGGGAUGGCCAGAAAGCUCAGAUGAGCCUGACUCCACAGCGAUGGUCAGGCAGAGGAUUGCUGGGAUGCAACAUUGUUCCAAUCCAUCGAUGAUCACCAUGACAUUGUGCAGCAUUUCAAUUGUGAAACACCUUCCUCCACCUAUGUUAUGCCUGGAUGGUUUCAAACUGACUUUGUACAUGCUGCAGACAUUUUCACCUGUUUAUUUUCUCAAUAUUUGAAUCCAAACUGGAAGUAUUUUCUUUAUACAAAUGGGAUAUAUGAAAAUGAAGUGUCACAGUACUUCUUUUUAAGAGGCCAUACUGAGUUUACUGAAUAAACAUGCUAUCUUAUACUACUCGGAUUAUAUUCUUACACAUUCGACUCUUGGCAUUAGGAGUUUUAGCAUCUUUCUCUCAGUAGCAUGGAUUCACUCAGCGAAUGUCAUUGCUUUAUCUAGUGUGCAAGUGGUAUAUUUGGUGUAAGAGUGCCACCAGAGAUUAAUAGGGGGGUUAAUUAAUGAUAUCCAUGACAAAAUCUGAGUGGUUGUUAAAGUAUCUUGCAGUGUUUUGAUGUGAUGAACUGACAAUGAAUGACUGGAGACUUAUUAAUUAAUUUGACUACUUUAAUCAUUAAAUGUUUAUGUUCAACUCUUGGGGAAAAGAUGACCUGUCGCAUGUUUAUUCCACAUGUAAUUAAAGAUUUUGUAUUAAGUGAA
Molecule: messenger RNA, 1292 nt
Organism: Perca fluviatilis (European perch)
Lineage: Eukaryota; Metazoa; Chordata; Actinopteri; Perciformes; Percidae
Gene: psmd9
Product: proteasome 26S subunit, non-ATPase 9
Exons: 6
Coding region: 50-688 (212 amino acids)
Biological process (GO): proteasome regulatory particle assembly
Cellular component (GO): nucleus; cytoplasm
Molecular function (GO): protein binding
Source: RefSeq, a predicted model, not a curated record